UACGAUCACUACCCAGCUGAUCUUUAUUUACGUCGUCCACUAUAGGGUCUUUCACUAGUAUGGAGCAACAGGAUAUGAGUAUCACUACAAGAGCAGCAGAAUGGCAGAAAAUAUGAAGAAAUCGCCUGUUGUCAUUAAGUUAUACAGCACACCAGAAGUGCCUGAAGUUGUUAUUGAUAUCAACGAACUUCCUGAUGGAGGGGAUAAAUGUGGCAUUGAAACUAAAAGCUACAUCACUGAUUUUGAAGCAGAUAAUGAGCUAAGAGUUCGAAGAGGCAAAAGGAUCUAUGUAAAAAGAGUGAAUAGAAAUUUCCAAAGACAUGAAAUCAUGGAGCGAGGAUUUCUGCAAACAGGAGAAGGUACAGGUUUAAAUACACCAAUUAAAUGUGCCAGUAAUACACCAGAAGCAAAAUUGGUUAGCCCUAGAAAUCUCAGUUUGUCAGAGAGAAGCGUAAUUAAGAAACCAGCCUCUCUAAAGAAAUCACGAACUUCAAAAAAAGCCAAAAGGGUAAGCAUAGGAAUUCAGUGUGAUAGUAGUGAACUAGAGGCAGUAACCACGGAAACUAGUCAGCCCAGCUAUGCACGGAAAGUAAUUGUCCUUCAUAGUAACUUUUAUAACCCUCCAUACCAUACACCCAAGAAACAUGCAGCCUCAAAAAAUUACAUUUGGAAAAGAAGCAGUGCUUCAAGUAGAGUGUUUGAAAGUCCAAAAGAUUGUAAGAUCAGAGAUGAAGGAUUUUCUUUUGACACCAAGAUAGGGAAAAUACCUGAGAUGACAAAGGAAAGUAACUCACUAGUGGGAUUUGAUGAAAAGAAGGGCUGUAAUGUGGACAGAUUUGUUAAUUCAGAAAAACCUGUGAAUAAAAGUUCAUAUAUUCUAUCUUCUUCCUUGAAAAGCUGCAGAGCUACUCCAUCACAGUCAUUGUCAACACAAGAAUUGCAACAAGAAUUACUUCCAUCCAUUGUGCUCGAAGAUAUUACUGAUGUUGAAAAAAUGGAGGGACAGAACCUUGUAAGUGUAAAUGCAACCACGUUACACUGCACUUCAAAACAUGAUUAUGAUUUUCCCUCUGUAACCAGUCCUCAGCUUGAAAAUCUUCCUAGCUAUAAAAUCACUCAUGUGGUGAAAAGUCCUCCUCAAGACACUUUUGAUAAUGUUUCACAAGAAUGUCUGUCACCCACAUCAGCAUCCAGAACACCAAACAAUCAAGGAUCUAAUAACUUUACUCGUAGUGAAACAGAAGCAGCUCAAAUUAUGCUUGAACUCUUUUAUAGUGGAAACAUAACAAAUGUAGAGAAAAAUGAAUUCUAUGAAUCUAAUGCUGGAGAUCUUUAUAGUGGAGCUCAACCCAUAGUUAUGGGGGAUGGAAAUGAAAGCCAAGAACAAGCAAAAACUGUUGAAACUGUAGUAGAUGAAAGUAGUACUGUAAACUCUUUUCAAAAUCAAGAAAGAGUGACAGAUAUUCAGCCUUCUACAGACACUGAAGUCACAGAGAAUAAUUCAAGAAAUAUGACUCAUAACAAUCAUGAGAUCUUAGGCACCCAAAACACAGACAGCCCACCAAAGGCAAGGCGUAGAGGUCGACCACCCAGAAAUCAAAGUAAAUUAGCUCAGGCUCAAGAGCGUGUUCAUGAAAAGAGAAUUAUUCCCACAAGAGGCCAGCAAAAAAUGAUGGGCAGUCAAAGAAACUACAAGCGUAGAGUAACUAAUGGAACUUCUUCAGACCAGAUACUAAAAAAUAUGGUUGGUAAGAAAAUAAGUAACAAAUUUCAGACUGGAAUGCCAGUUAGUGUGAGACGAAGCAAAAGAUUUCAAGGUUUAUCUGGAGCUUUAACAAAAUCAACAAAAAAGUUGAAGAAAAGUCAAGCAUUGAAGAUUAAAAAGACACAAGGAAGAACAGGAUGUAAAGUAUAUCAAAUAAAUAAACCAAAGCAUAGUGAGAAUAAGGAAAAUAAUAAUCAGGAGGAUUUUCCUGAAGAUUUUAAAGAAAAGAUUGCCCAGACUUAUAAUUCAGAAGAUAAGCUUAUUAGUGAGUCAAGAGAUUCAGAUGUUGAAAGUACCUCAGCUUUCAAAGAAGAUGAAAUAGAAAUGAAUUAUAAACCAAGCAGGAGAGGUAGCAUGGGAGUUAGCUUUGCAGAUGACAUUAGUUACCCAUUUGAGCAAAACAUGUUGUUCAAUGCUCUUGGCUUAGUUGAGAGGAAUAGUUCAAGUACCUUUAAGCCCCAUGACACUCCUCCCUCUCAUAUUGCUCACAGAACAAGAAAUAUAACGGCUUAUUUCAGAAGAAUGCGAGAAUGCCAAGUGGUGCUAGAAGACUGUCACAAGAUGUUGAAAAACAAAACAUGCUUAGAAAUUGAUAAUCCUGAAUGUGAUCAGAUUGAAAGAGGAAAAUCAAGUCCAGUGAGUGAAACAGAAACCUCUUACACAAAUCUUUUUAGUCCAGUCCAUGACUUUAAUUUUGAAGGUUUUCUCACCACUGAUAUAGAUAUUUGUGAUGAUUUUGUUCUGUCUGAUUUAGAAUUUGAUGAAGAACUAAGAUACCCAAUAGAUAUCCCUCAGAGUUCAGUUGAAACAGCAGGAAGACAGGAUGGUAAUUUAGAGAUUCCUGCAUCAGUACCUCAUAAUGUAAAUAUUGAAGAACUCAGAAAUUUGGAAAAUGAAGUAGCGGAUGCCAAUACACUCCAUUCUGAAGCAGACAGUCAACAAUUUAUAGGUGAAAAGGAAAUUAAAAUUAAUGAACUGCAGAAGGGAGAUAUAUCACAGCAAGUAGCUAAUAAUUGUAAUCCUGAAGAGAUUAGGGAACCUAUUCAUCUAAUUAAUGAUACAAAAGAAACAUGUUCUGCCAGUGAUAAUUCUCUCCCAGGUUUGAAUGGUGUCCAAAAUAAGGAAAGAAGGUUUAAUGCUAAUAAAAAUGAUGUAAACAAGAAUAAGUGUCUUAUCUGUGGAAAGUCAUGCUUUACAAAAGCAAAAUUGAAGAGACAUAGUGCCAAACACCAUAAGAAUGAAGAUCAGUUGAUGGAACAAGAUGAAAUUUCAAAUAGCAGCAUCAGUUCAUUAUCGGAAAUCAAUGGAAAAGAAUGUUGUGAAUUAAAAACUCUAAGAUUGAUGCUUCAAAGCCCAGAACUCACAACGCCAUCAAAACCUGAAGAAUAUUCUGAAGACCAUGCAAGAAAUUCAAGUCUGAAACAAAGUGAUGAUGGUGUUUCGGAAAUUGUUAAUUCAGAUGAUAAAGAUGAAAAGGAACCUUGCACACAGCAAGUGCAUGCAGAAAAUAUAACAAAAGAAAAUGAAUGGACAGAUAAUAUGAAUUCAGUUUUUGAUGUCGACAUUUGCAAAACAGUCCAAACAGACUUGAAUCCCAUAAAAGAACAAACUUUGGUGGUUGAAGAUCUUUCUUUAAUUGAACCAUUUAUUACAGAGUGUAGGAAAGACAUUUUCAAAGUGUCAGACAGUAAAACAAGGUUGGCCAAUGAUGAUGUAGAUCCCAUUCCAAAGAAUCCACAAAAAAGAAAGUUGAGAAAUAGUGGUAGAGAAAAUGAAUCCCUUAAUAAACAGUUAAGAGUACUAUCACAACCCACCAAUAACAAGGAAGAAAUUACAUUGAAAGGAAAAGAGGACUUAAAAAUUAAAGUAGCUGAACUGUCAGAGAAUAGGCGUAAUCAGGUGCGCCACAGUUAUGAAGUAGACAAGAGAAAGAGCAAUAAUAUUCAACCUGAAAACAUCAAAAGUGAGAUCAAAGUAGGGUCAGGACAAAAUAUACAUAAUGAAGAAGAGGUCAUUCGAUGUCGCAAGAAACAUGAGAUCGUCAGGAUCAAUGGAAAGAGGUGGUAUCCAUGUAAUGUAUGUAAACAUAAGUUUUCUAGCUCAUCAGAUCUAACAAGGCAUAUGAGGAAACACACUGGAGAAAGACCCUUUCAGUGUUCACUUUGUUCAAAAUCUUUUAGACAAAGAGAAGCACUUAAAAGACAUAUUGAAGUACAUAAUGGUAAUAAACCAUAUGCUUGUAAACUCUGUGAUUCCAAGUUUACUCAGAAAGUUCAUUUAGAAAAUCACCAGACAGUUCAUAGUGAUGAUAAACCAUAUAGAUGUGAACAGUGUGGCAAAGCAUUUUCUCGCCUUGGUUACUAUAAAUUUCAUAUUAACAUUCAUGCAUCAGAUCCCCCGUAUAAGUGUAAAAUAUGCUCUCGUGGUUUUAAUUCAUGUGGCAAUUUGACAAAGCACAAAAGGAUUCAUGACGAAGUAAAGCACUAUAAAUGUCAGUACUGCCCAGCUGCCUUUUAUGUGUCUCAGAGUUUGAAGGUACACUCAAGAGUUCAUACAGGUGAGAAGCCUAUUCAGUGUCCCUUGUGUGGUAUAAGCUAUCGAUUUGAAAGCAGUUUGAGGAAGCAUGCUGCAUCAAAACAUCCAGAUUUCGAAGUUAAAGGUGUCAUCCUUAUACCUCGUUCAAAGAAAUAAAAUAUUUCACCUUAAAUGGGUAUUAAGGCUUUAUAUCAGUUAACUUAAUUUGCUUAGUGUGGAAUAUAUUUUAUGUUAUGCUGAGGAGUAUGUUGGACAGAAAACAUCCAGUGUAAUAUCAUUACAACAUACUGGUUUAAGUGGUUUUCUAGUUUUUAGACCCCUGAUUAUUCAUUGUUAAUGUGUCCCCUUUUCAUAUCUUAAUAUCCUUACAAAGGAAGAAUUUUGGUACCAUUUGGAACACUAUUUAAAACUGUGCUUCAUUACAUUAUGUACAUAUAUAUAUUGAUUCAUUUUUUUAUUCAUAUUCCAUAUACCUAUUAAUACUUGUAAUCAUAGUUUGCAGUUAGGAAAAGCAGAUGUUAGCUUCAUUUUUGUUUUCUUUUUUUCCUUUCAUUGCAAGACAAAUUUGAUUUUCCAUUACAAGUGUUUUCAUGGAAAAUAUUGAACUCAAAUAAGUAUUAUUUUGUCACAAGGAAGAAAAUGAAGGCUACUUUGUGAUGAUUAGCAAUAUUAAAUGGUUGAAUAUUGGUUAGUUUGUUUAGUCUUUUGAAAUGUGCAGGUCACAUUUAUGAUUUAUAUUUCUCAAAUGAUUGAGAAUUUGAUAGGAAAAAGUUAAUUGUUUGAUUUAUAGCAUCAACCCAAUUUAUUAUUUCCUUAUGAUAUGUAGCUUUGGAUACUUAGGUUUUAAUGCUUCUUUAUUUGUUUCUUUUCCAUUAUUUUUUCAUAGCUCUCUUGUGUUUUCUUUUUUUCUUAUAUACUGUUUUCAUUCAAAUCUUGUGUCCUACUUCUCAGAUUUGUAAUGGGAAUAAACCUUGAAAGAACAUCUGAAAUUAGCUAAGCAAAGUUUCUGAGGGAGUUCUUUUGUAAAUGUUUCCGGUGAAAUAAAACUGUCAGAAGGCUGCUAACCAUUAAGAUUAUUGCUGCAAUGUUCAGUGGCGGUUGUCUUCCUAAUUUGUCUCUGGCCUAAUUAGAAUAGAAACUAAAUACCCUGACUUCUAUUUUAUGUACCUUGCUUUUAAGUCAGGUUAGAUGUGAGGAUUUCUCUUUUGGCGAUUUCUGUUAAAAGUGGAAAAUGAAUGGCCUGUAUUUAUAUUUAUUAUUGAUUUGAAGAUUAUCAACAUUUUCAUGAGAAAACUUGUGCAACUAACAAAUUAUGUAUUGGCUCUCACAUUACUUCAAAGUUACUGUAUAUAAUGCAUUGAUAGUGUCAACAAUAUGUUUGGGGCUUACUUAUGAGCUUAUUCAAGGCUUAUUGAAGUCUGUUUUAAAAAACCUUAAUUUUAUACUCCAGAUAUUGUAACAAAAGUUCAAACUAAGGAUGUCACUCAUGUUCUAGUGUGUUGGUUGAAAAGGUCCUGUAAUGGAAUUCAAUGGAUUAAGACAAUAAUAACAUAAAGCCCCUUUUGGUGACUGAUACGUGAUUGAAAUUUGUAGGUUUAUCGCCCAUAACAAGAACAUUAAUUUGUUUAUCUGUAAAUGUUACUAUAUGAUACUGAUUUUAUUUAAUGUGUUGCAAUAUAUGUUGAACUAACUCUCAUGGUGAUAUGGCGCUUGCCAGCAUGAUAAAAAAAGACCAGAUAUCUGAUAGUGUGUCUCAUCUUUAGAUAUAGUGAUAUAUAUUAUGAAAUAUUUUUUACAUCAUCUUUGACAACUUUCAAAUGUAUAAUUGCAAUAUGAAAAUAAUAGAAGUACAAGCAAAAUAUGUAUGAAUUUAGUCAUUUCAUAAAGGACAUCCUGCUUGUAAAUAACCUCUAUAUUUAAUUUACAUCAUCUUAUUUUAAAAGAAAACUUCUUGUCUCUUCAGUGCUUUGGAAAAUAGAAUAGACAUGUAUAUUGAUAUUUACUUGUAAGUGUUCAUGUAUAAAUAGCCAUUAUGUAAAUGUAAUAAAAAUGGAGCAUAGAAUAAGGGCAUUGCAGGUAUGUAGUAAUAUUGAAUGAUCUGUGUUCAGCUAAGUAACACGCUAAAUCCUUUUCUAAACAUUGUUUAUGUAAAGACUAUAAUAAAAAA
Penaeus vannamei (Pacific white shrimp) is the source of this 6467-nucleotide messenger RNA. RefSeq lists its product as uncharacterized. Lineage: Eukaryota; Metazoa; Arthropoda; Malacostraca; Decapoda; Penaeidae. Gene Ontology annotation, cellular component: transcription regulator complex; PcG protein complex; chromatin. Gene Ontology annotation, molecular function: RNA polymerase II cis-regulatory region sequence-specific DNA binding; DNA-binding transcription factor activity, RNA polymerase II-specific. The record is from RefSeq and is a predicted model, not a curated record. Gene Ontology annotation, biological process: regulation of transcription by RNA polymerase II.